Messenger RNA from Seriola aureovittata, 3604 nucleotides. It is a transcript of the gene gltpd2b, whose product is annotated as glycolipid transfer protein domain containing 2b. The record is from RefSeq and is a predicted model, not a curated record. NCBI's taxonomy places the organism in Eukaryota, Metazoa, Chordata, Actinopteri, Carangiformes, Carangidae. The transcript is spliced from 4 exons. Gene Ontology annotation, biological process: intermembrane lipid transfer; ceramide transport. Gene Ontology annotation, cellular component: cytoplasm; membrane; cytosol. Gene Ontology annotation, molecular function: ceramide 1-phosphate binding; ceramide 1-phosphate transfer activity. The coding region runs from base 575 to 1501 and encodes 308 amino acids.
GAGCAGGCAUUUACUCAAGCUGACCAGGAAUAUAGUGCAUACAUACAAGAUGAAUCUGGAGGAAAGGGGUUACUGGCGGACAAGCUACGUGCGCUCUGCUUUAUCAGCCAGGGGCUGGACUUGAUUUGAUCUCUGGACCUUCAUAUUGAGCAACACAAAAAGAGACCGGCAGCUCCAGAAUCAGUUAGUUAGAAACAAAGGCAGGGUAGAAGGAGGACGUGAACCAAAGAAAGUCAGAGAAAAACAAAAAAGAAACAGAAACAACAGGCUGAGUUGUAAUAGCUUGACAAGGGAAAGCAGCAGUUGUAAAACAGAGUUAACCAUUAAUACAAGCUCUUUUAGGUACAAUGGUGGACAGACCUCUUUAUUGGACGUUUUGGGGAGUUGUAUGAAAGAUUUGAGAGGACAGGGGGUGGGGGGAGGGGGGUCAGAGGCAAGGGUCCGGUAGAGAGUAAUUGUGGUGACAGCCAGUGCAAGGGGACAAGGACUCAUGUGAGACACAGAGGAAUUAAAAGAUAAAAGACACAGAGAAAGAACACAGAGAGACUGGCAGACCCCAAAACUGGACUUCAGUAUGGGUGUAAAGAGCAAGGCUGCUGCAGCUAUCUUAAUCCUGCUGCUGUUCCUUGGCUCCCUGUGGCUCCAAGGAGGUUUGGAUUACCACUGGGAUUCUUGUUUAAAAGGUUAUAAUCAGGUGAAUAAGCUUCACCAGCUGUCCAACAGCAGUGGGGCUAAUGGAGCUGAGGUCUCACAGAUCCUGGAGGGUUGUCCUGGUCAGACCUUCCAGGUGUCACUGCUGCUCUCCCACCUGUUGGCUGCACCAGCCUACACCUCCGACGUGCUGCUGCAGCCCUAUCUGUCCAGCUGGGAUGAGCUUGUAAAGUUUAUGGAGGCUUUGGGCCCGAUGGUGGGACUGAUAUCUAAAGAGAUAGAAAGCAAAACCACCAUAAUCCGCCAACUGGCCCUCUCGGCAGAGGAGAACCCUGAAGCAGAGCUUGGCUCAAAUGUACACUCAAUAAACUCUGUGAGCACCGAGGCCGACACAAAGAACAGUGUAGAGGCCUCACAGCACACUAGUGCUUACCACUCUGUGCGCUCCAUGAUCGGGGUUGAACUGGACCGAGGUGUGGUAGACUUCCACCACCAGACGGACUCUGGAUGUCGGACUCUUCUGCGUCUGCAUCGUGCUCUACUUUGGCUAAAACUCUUCCUAGAGAAGCUGGCUGAGACACCCGUGGCCAGUCGGCUCAGGAGUCCCUCAGACCUGUGUCGAGAGGCCUACCAGAGCACCCUCGCAAACCACCACACAUGGUUUGUCCGCAGGGCUGCCGAGCUGGCCUUCAUUGCCUUGCCAGAACGGGGUUUCUUCUUCAGGCUGGUGUGUGUGCAGAACCAGGAAGAGCUGAGCGCAGUGCUGAACACAGUAGUUCACGUUAUCGGAGAGGUUUACAACAGGACGCAGAAAGCCCUGGAGGAAAAUGGCAUGCUGGACUUGCCAUAGAAAACAGGACUAUCAAACAUAUAGUCUCUGCUGGUGUUUUACCAUGAUUUGUUCUGUCCUCAUGAUGUCACAUCUAGCUAUUAAUGAGGUCUAAACUGGAGGAGACAUGAAUAUACUUGAUUUUUUCAGCUAAAAUUUAAAUGUGCCAUACUUUUCUUCCCAACCAAAGUGCUGUAUCAACAAUCAAGUAAUACUGAAAGUCAGUUUGCUUUCAGACAUUCUUCAUCAAAUUUUAUCAGAUAAUGUCUCGACUUCUCUUCACCUUAGAGGUAUUCUUAAGGCAGCUGAUAUAAUGUAUUUAGGCUGUCUAAACACAGACUGUGAAUUAUUUAAACAGGUGGACACAACAUGAACAUGAUCACCUCCACUGUAACACAUGUCACUGGGGAGCUGAUCUUGUGAUGGACUGUAAAGUUUGUGUUUUUGUGCCUAACCCCAUAUGUGAUUGGUGAUUUUCUUUUUCUACAGUUAAAAUGCUAUUGAAAAUGACUGCUAUUUAAUAGAAUUUAAAGGAGAUAUUUGUAAUUGCUACGUAGCAGAGGUUAGCUUUAACAGUUGUUCACUUACCAGUCUAGAACUAAUGUUGCAAUUUCAGCAUCAGUCUUCAUUGCUUUAUGCACCAAGAGCUGUCUCCAGCGGUGGAAAGCAAGCCUCUUAUUUUACGCCUAUUUCUAUCACUUCUUUUCCUCUAUUGACGUUACCAUACUAACCAGCUAGCCCUGGCCCAGACGGACCAUCUUGUCACUUUCUGAUAGUGAGUCACUGUAGCGUCCAGUCUGCCCUGAAGAACUAGUGCUGGUAAGAGGAUGUAUUAUAACCUCUAGUUAACACAACAAUGGCUGAAGCUCCUGGCAAGAUUGGUAAGUAAACAGCUGUCGAUGCUAAUCUUGGCUAUGUAGCAUUAUCAAAACUUACAAAUAGUUCCUUUAAUGCUUGGUGAUUUAGAAUGCUACCUCAAGACUGGCGAGGUCUACGUGCCUUGUAGCCCUAAAAUUUGGGAUCAGUCUAUCCUGAUUAAAGAGGUAAUACACAAAAAAUGAAUAUAUGCAGAGCAAAUGACUAUAUGGUGCUCCACAGUCAAUGUGGUGUUCAGUAUUAAUUCCUCAGUUUUACAUUGUAAGUUUUUGUAUCAUGUUCAGAAUAAUUAAAUAUGUAUAAAAUGAGUAAGGGAUCAGUCCAGUCGCCUGUUUCAUAACAUAAUCUGGUCCAGUAAUGUGAUAACUUUGACAUUUAAAUGCCACUGAACUGUUGUGUAAUGUUAUCCACCAUCCAGCAGAGGUUCCAGCACUCUGCUACAGACUAAUCUUCACUUUCCUUACAUCAUGGUGAAUAUAAUCUGCUCAAUGUGACACUCUUACCUGAUCACAUUUUGUGGAAAUGGCCCAGUGGCAGUGUGAACAGUUUUUUUUUUUUAAAGGCUGUCCCCACUCAUAAUAUCUCUUUGUAAGAAUAUAUUAGAUGUAAAAGCUUAUUCAAAAAAAAGUCCUGAUCUGAAGAAUAUUAAGGGGCUGCAGAUUACUCAGGAUUAUAAUUUAUUGUGUGCGUGUGUAACACGGAGAAUAGUAUGUGCAAAUAUCAGUCACUGGCACUUCUCUUGAUCAGACUAUUUUAAACCUACAAAUACCUCUAAUGCCACAUAAUCCUAGCUCUCUCCCUUUUCCUGGACUGUGCUUUCCCUUUCUCAGGAGGAGACAGUGAAGAAAGGAGAGAGCCUGAGGGCACAGAGUGAACAAGAGACAAGAGCUGGUUGAAGGUCAGUGAGCGGAAGUACACUUCAACUGUAAUCUUGUCAAGCAGUUGGCGGCAGACUGUGUUAGAGCAGCUCCCAAAGGAAAAACGUCAAACCUAAACAAGGAUUCACAUGGUCGAUUGGUAUUUAUGAUUAAGAACAACUAUUUGUUGUACAGGAAUCAAGUCAAGAUUUUAAUCUGUGACCUUUGACCCAAGAUGUGUGUGGGAGGAUGACGUGUUGUGGGUGGUAUUUCCACUACGUAUUCACUUCCUCUCCAUACUUUUGUGAAAAUAAACUGCAGUGAUUCUCACUACUUCACUUCACACAUAAGAACAUGAGACUAUCAUGUCACAUGGCUGCAUGGACCUCUA